AUGUUAAAGAGUAGCAAGUUGCUUCUUCUUUUAUUCACCUUUUUGAACCUUGCAAAAAGUAAAAAGACGAAACGUACUUUACAUUACAAUUUCUUGGGCUCAUUUAAUGCUAAUCUAGGAAAUCAUGAUAUGGUUCUUAUGCCGUAUAAACACAAAAAGGGAAUAAGGGAAAGUGUAAAAAAACAUAAAUUAGGAGAACAUUUCUUAAAAUAUAGUAAAAACGAAAAUGUGAGUAAUUCAAAUUAUACCAUUACCCAGGACUGUGGCGUUAGGGAUAGGAAGAAAAGAAAAAUCGUACUAAGAGAAAGUAUAAGUGGAAAUUUGUUUAAGGAUGAUAAUAAUACAGUAAUGAAAAACGGGGAAAUUAAUAUUACGGCAUCAGAUAGAAUAGAAAAUGCUAAUGAACAACCAGCAGAAUCUAUAAACAAAGAAACCUUGAAAGAGAAUGUGUUUGAUUAUGAUGUUAACAAUCAAUUGGAAAAAGAAAUAAUUUCAGGAAAAAUGGAAAAUCAAAAGAAUGAAAUUAUAAAAAAAUUAAAAAUGCCAAUAAUAGGAACCCAGCUAAAACCAUCAGGGGGGUUUACAAAAGAAAUUCUAAAAUUAAUAAGGGACAGUAAUGAUUACAUUAACGAAGUUAAUGAAGAAAUAAUAAAAGAUAAGAUAGACAAAAAAAUGAAUGAAAAUGAUUUAUCAUUUUUUGACACAGAAAAAACAUUAGAAGAACAUGAAAUUAAGUAUCUAAAUAAAGUAUAUGACAACAAUCAUGUUUUGAAUAUUUAUAAUUUUCUCCUUGUAUGGAGAGAAAGAAAAAAUAUUGAUUUGUCAGUUUUUGUUUCUAAAAUUACUGAACAUUCGAAUCUCUUACCAGGCGAGAGAACAGUAAUUAAAUUUUCGGAAAUUGAAAAAGUUCAAUUUUUAAAAAAAAUAAAAACAAACAAAAAUGUUUGUGUAGCUAUGAUUUUUGUUGACAAUAAGGGUAAAAAUACAAGCGAAGCUGCCAUAAGUCACAAUAUGUUUCCUAUAGGAAUUCUUGCACACCCGUUAGACUUAUCCCUAUUAGACAAAAGUGGAGAAAUAUCCGUUUUAAAUUUGUACCGAUUUAAAAUAAACAGUUAUAAUGUUACAAACACGGAUUUUCUUGUGAAUGCUGAACUGUUUGUUGAUAAUAAUAAAAAACUUAAUAAUUUUGAAUUAACACAAGAGAAUAAAAAAAUUAUUAUGAACUUGUAUGACAAAAUAUUAGAACUUAAAAUCAAAUACACUGAAAAAAUUGGGGAUAAGAAAGAAAAUGAAAAAUUUAAACAUCUUGAGAAAAUCACUGAUAGAAUUGAUGAAUAUGUAAGUGUUCUUAACAUAAACAAAUCCAUCGAUUUUAAAAAUAACGAUUUAAAUUUCUUCACCUCGUUAUAUUUGGAAUAUUUUUCCUUUCUGGCCAUAGACAUACACGCAACUAUACCAACCAAGCUGCAGAUGAUGUAUACAGACGAUACAGAAAUGAGAUUGCAUAAUGUCAAGACGUUUUUGAUGCAAAUAUAUGACGAAUUAAAAGUUAAGCUAAGGGGGUUAUAA
Plasmodium gonderi is the source of this 1569-nucleotide messenger RNA. RefSeq lists its product as hypothetical. The record is from RefSeq and is a predicted model, not a curated record. Bases 1 to 1569 code for a protein of 522 amino acids. NCBI's taxonomy places the organism in Eukaryota, Apicomplexa, Aconoidasida, Haemosporida, Plasmodiidae. The transcript has a single exon.